Molecule: messenger RNA, 873 nt
Organism: Saxophila tyrrhenica
Lineage: Eukaryota; Fungi; Ascomycota; Dothideomycetes; Mycosphaerellales; Extremaceae
Exons: 4
Coding region: 1-873 (290 amino acids)
Molecular function (GO): oxidoreductase activity
Source: RefSeq, a predicted model, not a curated record
AUGGCGACGAAAACCAUCAUAAAUUACUUCCACACCGACAAUGACCGCGUCUUCUACCCAGGCACGGCGGGGUAUCAGCGGCGAAAGUUCGACACCAAGCCGAUGACAAUCAACGACUUGCGGGGUAAAGAAGAAGACUUCACGCUUGAUAAGAACGGCUUCACGGUCUUGAAGGGGGAGUGGUCGGAGACGGAUGUUGAAGACACGCCGGAGCACAUCAAGGAUGUCGUUUUUCCUGAGACUAUUGCCGCAGUGAAAAAGGCAACUGGCGCUUCUGAUGUGCUAUGCUUCUCCCACCUCAUCCGCCGGCAUCUCGCCAGCGCGGUCAAGGAGCAGGCAGAGAACUUGAAGGACAGCGACACUGUCUCCGCUCCAGGUCCAACUAUCUUCGCGCACUGCGAUAAUAGUGUUGAUGGCGCCAUGACAGUGCUGGAGAAUAACGUCCCAGUUGAAGAUCUUGAGAAGCGCAAAAACAGCCGCUGGGCUAUUGCGAAUGUCUGGCGACCUCUUGUGCGGCCAGUGACGAGGGAACCACUGGCGCUGCUGGAUGCCGCUACUGUGCAGCCGGACGACCUCGUCGGUGUGUUGGCGCUGUUCCCGGAGGACAAGGAUGCUGCGUUCGGGAAGGCGUAUCCAAAGGGCAGAGGAUUCGAAACCGCCCAAGUCCUCGCGAGGGAGGGACACCAAUGGUACUACGCCUCGCAGCUCGAUCCCACAGAAGCGUACCUCUUCAAGCAGUUCGAUUCGAAGACCGAUGGCAGGGCGAGGCAGACCCCGCACACUGCAUUCCAAUCCCAGCUGGAUCAUGGACCGCCGCGGAAUAGCAUGGAGGUUCGAUGUCUGGUCUUCUGGGAUGAGGAGAGUACGACGUGA